Ilex paraguariensis (yerba mate) is the source of this 714-nucleotide messenger RNA. Lineage: Eukaryota; Viridiplantae; Streptophyta; Magnoliopsida; Aquifoliales; Aquifoliaceae. The record is from the annotation of a GenBank genome assembly.
AUGUCUUCAUCAACUUCAGAACCACCAACAGACAAUUCAGCAGAAGUGAAGAAAUCAACACCACAACCCCCGUCGAAACCCAGCUGGGUCCUCCCCUACAAGACACAAAGCCUCCAAGAACUCUACACAAUCGGCAAAAAGCUAGGCCAAGGUCAGUUUGGGACCACCCGCCUCUGUACGGACAAGUCGACAAGCAAACUCUACGCCUGCAAAUCUAUACCCAAGAAGAAACUCUUCUGCCAAGAAGACUACGAAGACGUUUGGAGGGAAAUUCAGAUAAUGCACCACUUGUCAGAGCAUCCAAAUGUGGUUAGAAUCAAGGGUACAUAUGAGGAUUCUUUGUUUGUCCACAUAGUGAUGGAGCUCUGUGCUGGUGGAGAGUUGUUUGAUAGGAUAGUACAGAAGGGGCAUUACAGUGAGAGAGAGGCUGCCAAAUUGAUUAAGACGAUAGUUGGGGUAGUGGAAGCUUGUCAUUCUUUGGGUGUCAUGCAUAGAGACCUUAAACCUGAGAACUUCUUGUUCACUAGCACUGAUGAGGAUGCCGCUCUCAAAGCCACUGAUUNAGAAAUGUUUUUCGAAAGUUUAGAGGAAGAGAUAGAGCAAAUACAGAAUAGAACACCAAGAGAGAAAAAGGAAAGUUGCUCCUCUCUGGCAGCAACAGUAGAAAGAAGGCUGAAGACUAGUCUUCUUCUUGUAGCCCAUAGUCUUGCUUGA